UAGCAGCCCCUCUCCUAGGGGGUGAAAAGAAGGCAACCCCCCCCCAAAAAUAUAUAUAUCUACAAGAUCAGCCUGCAACUUUUACAGAGACCACCAACAGGAACCCAAACUCAAAAUUCAAUCUGCUUCUUCAAGUUCUUCGUCCUGGUACCUUCUGGGAAGUAUGGAUUGGCAACUUUGGGGACUGGCUUUCUAUCUCCACGUGGCUUUCUCAGCUUCUUGGGACUGUGUUUCUCGGUGUUGCCUGUGUGUUCUUCACAACCAGGAUGGAGAGAGGCCCAUCAACCCUCUACGCUGUUCUUUGGAGUGUCAAAAUCCCUCCGUGUCCAGCGGGGAGUGGCAGAGAUGCGAGAGGAUCCUCUCGCUCUUAACCUCCUUUCCGAUGGAGGAGGAGGAGGAGGAGGCUGGCAGAUCCCAGCAUGUCCUCACCAAGGGAGAUGCCAGCCAACCCUACGGGGGCUUCUUCCAGAAGAUGGCGGAGAGGGCAGGGCCAGAUCCAGAGGCCGAAGAAGUCAACCCAGAGAUGCUGGAAAUUCAGGAUCUGGUCUCCCACCGAGAGGAGGAGGAGGAGGAACCCGAUCUGGCGUCUCUCAAGGAAGAGCGGAAACGUUACGGAGGCUUCCUCCGCAAAUUCCCCAAGAGGGGCUCCAGGGUGGCGGGUACUUCCAAGGAAGAGGCGGAUGGGGGCGUCCAGGAGGACCUUCACAAACGUUACGGGGGCUUCAUGCGCAGGAUCCGUCCCAAACUCAAGUGGGACAAGCAGAAACGUUACGGAGGGUUCCUGCGCCGGCAGUUCAAGGUGACCACGAGGUCUGAGGAAGGGCCCAAGGCCGCCUCCGAGGAGGUUGCUGACCUAUAGAGGCCCCGGCGAUGGCAGAUGAAACCCUUCUCCAGCCCCACCCCUUCCCGCAAUCUUGAGGGUCACGGAGAACCCCCUAAACCCCUGACCCUAGCUUUCCCCUUCCUUGUGCCCACCAAGCCAUGCAGAGAAUGUCCGUAAAACUGACCAGGAAGGAAACGGGUGGAGGCAAGGGUGAA
Molecule: messenger RNA, 1038 nt
Organism: Ahaetulla prasina
Lineage: Eukaryota; Metazoa; Chordata; Lepidosauria; Squamata; Colubridae
Gene: PDYN
Product: prodynorphin
Exons: 4
Coding region: 164-859 (231 amino acids)
Biological process (GO): neuropeptide signaling pathway; chemical synaptic transmission; sensory perception
Cellular component (GO): dendrite; plasma membrane; axon terminus
Molecular function (GO): opioid receptor binding
Source: RefSeq, a predicted model, not a curated record